UGCAAGCAACGCUUUUUACCAAUUUACCAUAUCAUAGAUUUUCUAAAUCUACAAAUUAUAAUUAGACAUAAUCAUUGACACAAUAUGAAUUUGUAUCUUAUAAUUACUUGUAUCAUUUUAUUUCUGUUUAUUGUUGAUAACCAGGUCUAAUCAUGUUCAAGGCAAAGACAUCUAAUUGCAUGUGGUUAAUAUCAUAUUCAUUAUCUGAACUCAGGAUUUUUCUAAAUGAAGGAAACAGGCAGUGAGCUCAACUCCCACAAUUGAUCCAAAAGAUUCAGCAUGUAAACAAACAUGGGGGUUGCUAUAACAAGUCUCAAAUACAAUUGAUGAGUCUUACUUCUUGUAUUUAUCACUUUCUCAAAAACUUGUGCUUCACAAUUCAUUCAUAAAUAACAUUGACCUUGGAGUAACAAAGUUUUAGUUUUCUUAACAUUUCAUAUCAUAUCAAAUACAAUGGAAUACAAAAAAUACAAGGAACAAAAAAAAAAUCAACAAAAAGAUACAAGGAAGAGACGAGAUUAUGCUCCAAAUUAUUCAUUAAAUAAGUUUAAAAUUGUAAUUUAUAUGUGACAAAUUAAUUUAUAUAAUAACGUGAUUGUUCACAGGAAGUCAAGCAUUUGUUUUUCUCAUUGACAAAUUCUAUCCUUGCUUAGUAAUUAAACUAUCCAAACUUGUAAUUAUUGAACAUGAGAUUGUCAGUGAGAUAAAAGUUCAAAUUUCUGACUCAUUCGAAUAGAUUGACUAAAGAUUUUCUUCAAAUAAUGGUAAAUUAUAUUUGUUGGGCUAUCCAUGGCCUCCAGUAGACAGCAUCUUAUCAGAGGUGAUGCUGAGGAGGGUACAGUACAUCUUCUCAGUUCCAGUAUCAGAGGUGAUGCUAAGCAGGGUACGCUACAUCUUAUUAGUAUCAGAGGUGAUGCUAAGGAGGGUACUCUACAUCUUAUCAGUAUCAGAGUUGAUGCUAAGCAGGGUACGCUACAUCUUAUCAGUAUCAGAGGUGAUGCUAAGCAGGGUACGCUACAUCUUAUUAGUAUCAGAGGUGAUGCUAAGAAGGAUACGCUACAUCUUAUCAGUAUCAGAUGUGAUGCUAAGCAGGGUACGCUACAUCUUAUUAGGGAUGAUGCUAGGGAGGAUAGAAGUUACGUGAUGAGUCACAAUUCACUAAGAAUAUAUUCCAUGUGGUGUGGGUCUGAUUUCCCCCAAUUUAGGACAGUUAUUAAAAUUCUCAAUCUACUAUCAUAUUAGUCUAUCAUGGAAAAGUCACAUACAAGUCAAGGGGAGUUGGGAGGGGGGGGGGUCAAUUUCUCAGGUUAAAAAAAUGUAAUAAUAAACAGGUAAAACAGGAGCCACCCAUUUAGUAAACAAUUACUUGUUCAAUUCCAUCGCAAGUCUUAUUGUGGAUAGAAGAUUUAGGACAGAGUUUAUAUUGAGGAGAGAACAAAAAAAAAUCACAUUUCUUGUGGUUCAUUUUGAACAAAUGUUUCAUCAUCAUAUUGUUUAAUCUUGAUUUAACUUCUGAAAGCUUACAAACCCACAAUACCCACAAAUAAUUUAAUGUUCAUUUGAACAGUCAAGGUCAGUGUAGUGAGAGACUGUACAGUCAAGGUCAAUGUGGUGAGACUGAACAGUCAAGGCCAAUGUGGUGAGACUGAACAGUCAAGUUCAGUGUGGUGAGAGACAUUAGAGCCAAGGUGAGUGUGGUGAGAGACUGAACAGUACAGGUCAGAGUGGUGAGAGACAUUAGAGUCAAGGUCAGGGUGGUGGGACUGAACAGUCAAGGUCAGUGUGGUGGGACUGAACAGUCAAGGUCAGUGUGGUGAGAGACUACAGUAAAGUCAGUGUGGUGAGAGACAGUAAAGCCAAGGUGAGAGACUGUACAGUCAUGUUAUGCAUUACAAAAACUUUUAUAAGGGGAGCUAAAAAUGUUUGCCCAUAUACUUUGGACAAUAAAACUAAAAGAAUAAUUAUGGCAUCACUGCCUCAGUCAUUCUCAUAUCAAAUUCUCGCAAAAAUCUUACCGUAUGUACUUAUAUAUAAGUCGAGGUAUUUUAUUAGUUAACAUCAUUUUUGAAACGCAGAGUUGACUUUUCCACAGGUCGGUGUUAGUUACGAUAGAAUUUUGUACAUUGAAUGUGGGGCAAUGUUUAGUUACCCCUAGUGCUUAGUGAACUUACUGGUAGCUGUAUGUUGACCCAAAUACUGAAUACACACACAGAUGGAGAUUAAGAUAUAAACAUAUGGUGUGAUAAGUCUGGAGCCAAUCAUACUUCGGCCACAGUUCUAGGAAUAUUUGGACAAUAUAGUCCCAAGUUUUACCCUCGACUUAUCCACAAAUCAUAGCAUUGUUAAAAAAAAUACCCUCAACUUAUGGACAAGUAUAUACAGUAGGUAUAAUUUAUAAUUAAGUAGAAUAGACAUUUAGCAGCCGAAAAUGAACAAGUUUUUGUGUAGCUCGGAACUGUCCUGAAGAUGUCCAUGGUCUGACACACAAACACAAAGAACCUGUCAUGAUGCUGUCCAUGGUCUGACACACAAACACAAAGAAACUGUCAUGAUGCUGUCCAUGGUCUGACACACAAACACAAAGAACCUGUCAUGAUGCUGUCCAUGGUCUGACACACAAACACAAAGAACCUGUCAUGAUGCUGUCCACGGUCUGACA
Lymnaea stagnalis (great pond snail) is the source of this 2659-nucleotide messenger RNA. Lineage: Eukaryota; Metazoa; Mollusca; Gastropoda; Lymnaeidae. The record is from the annotation of a GenBank genome assembly.